Arctia plantaginis is the source of this 1500-nucleotide messenger RNA. NCBI's taxonomy places the organism in Eukaryota, Metazoa, Arthropoda, Insecta, Lepidoptera, Erebidae. The record is from the annotation of a GenBank genome assembly.
AUGCAAAAUGACAAUGCAUCGUACGGCAGUGCGAGUGAUUUACUGGACAGCCAUGUACUGGGGAACGACAAGCUUGUGGAACCAACGAUGGAGAGAUCCCGGAGGUCCAGUCUUGACGCUAAUAGUGUGGACAUUGGUGAAAUAACGGAGUCACCCGAUACGGAACACAUGAGCACUUCCGCUAUAUUACAUUAUUGUAAAUCAAAGAUAUUAUUGCCAUAUUUAAAGUUAUUAACAAUUAUGGGGUUGCGUCCAGUACUAGAUGUAUCAAACUCUUCUAAAUGCGCAAUAUGCUGCUCCCACUUCCACUCAUUACAAGUUGCGAUACUAAUGUUCUUAGGAUACUUACUUCAAUACAUGGCUUGUUUCAGGCGAGACAGGGGAUUUUGCUACAAAUUAGUGCCAUUGGCGUUAACAUCCUCACUAGAAUAUGACACUUAUAAACAAGUCUGUUAUGGAAAUGUGAUUUUCACCUAUAUUGGACCCAGUAUACUUCAUUUUGUGGGAUUUUUAUAUUCUUUGUACUUAUUUAGAAUAUCUGAUAAUGAACAACUACAAAAUCUAAUGGAAAGAAACCAACCCCGUGGACGGCUGGAGACCAAAGUGGAAAAUGAAGAAUUAAAGGCUAUUGUGGAAAAACAAAGCGAAGCACAAAGCACUUCAGAGAUAGCUGCAGGCUUCGGUGUGUUUCUGCUUUCAUCGUACGCUCCCCAGGGAAUGCCAACAAGCAAACCAAAGAGACUUUUACGCAUGUUGUGGUUCUUCAUAUUACUUAGCGUUCUGUGGAUGUGCCUAUCUUUGUGUUCUGUUAAUCUUAUGCUAGCCAAAGGAAAUAUCAUUUUCCGGUGGAUGGAAACCAGCUCAUAUGAAGUAAAACUUGUGCUAAAAGUUUUGUUAAUCAUAUGCACAUUAAUUCACGAUAUGGUCCAAGCUACUAUUAUUGCAAGUUAUUGCCUACAAGCGCAGUUGUUGCAAGCCCAUUUAAUGUUUUUAAAAGAGCGAUUGCUUAAUCGUACUAUAACGCCUUUGCACUGGAUGAGAGAAAUUUCUGAAUUUCGAAAACUACUUAAGUAUUUGAACGACGACUUGGCUCCAGCAGUUUGCUUGUUUACCAUAGUAAACAUUUCUUGGGCUACAUCAGGUGUCAUGUGGCUUUUAAACUUGGAUAAAGUGGAUACGGAGACAGAACCAAUUAUUGGCAUCAGCGUACUUAAUGAAUUUAUAUGGAUGUCAGCAGUUGUCGUACCAUUUGUACAGGCUGCUCGCUUAUCAGACGAAUGCAGGAAGACGCAAUCAGUCGGCCAUGAAUUGUGUGUUCGUCCAUUUCUCCACCAGGAUACGUCGCAAGAGGAUAUCAGCACAGUGCUUAUGUAUGCCUCUACGCUACAGAUGCACGCUAAACUGUUCCACUGCCCCAUCGCAGGCCGAUAUCUGUGUCUCGUGCUCACAAUAACAGUCAUCGUACUAUUCUCUUUAGGAAUGUGUCACUACUUACAAUGA